ACAAACUCCAGGUGAUGUUUAGUACAUCUUGCACAACCAUUGGAACAUGUUAUUCACCCUCACUGCCGUUAUUUGCUGUGCUUUGCUGCCGCCUUCGGUUUCAGCCUACAUAAAUGACGACUGCAUCGCCCGGAGGCAGCGCACGAUCACGUCGCCUUGGGGUAACUCCCAGGUCACGGUUUGGAAUCCUCCUGACGGUGAGACCUCAGAGCCUCUGCUGACUCUCAUGGCUGACUUCUACGGGACAGACCUGCCUGACGACUAUACGCGAGUGCUGGUGUUCAGGGAGAAGAUCGAGGUCGACGUCACGAGUAGUGAGUCGAGAGAGCUGAAACUUGUGAACAUCGACCGUAUUCUGCCCGAAGGAUGGCUGGAAUUCCAAGUCGCUUUGUCCGAGAGACUCCAGAUCUUCGCCCCUGGCUCCGGCCACCCCCUCCUGGACAUCGAAAACCAACUGACAGUCGAGCAGCUGUUCAUCGAAGGCAGCAACAUUACAGUCAACUGCAAAGACCCCGUCGCCUGGGAGGUGAAAGGAGAACCAGAGCCCGUGCCCUUAGCGGACAUGGGCUGGUACAACCUCACAAUCUUCUCCAGGAGUCCAGUGUUCCCCGUGCUCUCCCUCGGCUACAAGGACUUCGACCUCGGGUGGGAUGGGAACGCCGUGUCGAGUAGGACUUCGCAUGGACUCCCGCUCCCAGCCUUCACCAAGCACCACAUUGCUGUCAAGUGCGAGGCAUCAGAGCAAGUGGUGGAGUGCUCGCUGAUGAAGGAAGGAAGCACAUUCGAGGCUCUGGGCACCGUGUACCUGAAGGAUAUGAUCCACUUCUUCACCGUCGGAGGAAGCAAAUCCAAAGAAUCCUUUUUGAUUUUUGUGGAUUCUCAACGGGAGCAGAGACAGAAUAUGAAAAGCGCCCGGAGAGUAAUUUUGAGUACUGGGGUCUCAUCACGGUCACAGCCGUCUUGUUGAUGGUCAUUGCAGCGUAUUCCAUUAAGAAGGGCAAGAAGUACUGCUCCGGGAAGAACAAGAGACGGCGCUCCCGGCAAUUCACUGGCGGGAAUUUCGUGUUGGUCGACGACUUCGAGAACUUUGGGAAAACGGUUUACUUCGUGGAGAGAGGGAAGCCGCCCACGAAGCCGUCCAAGGAAGGAAAUGAAACCGAAAUGCUGCCAAUUACGGUCCUUUCUAAAUAUAAAGGCGAUAGUAAAUAGUCUGGGGGGGAAAAGAAUGCUUUUCAUUAUCCACAAACCUUGUGUUCUUGAUAAGAAAAUGGUAUCCGAAAUUAAAUUAUUUAAGAACUUGCAUCACUGAAAAUGUUAUUAAAAACUAAUUUUAAACACUAGUGAUAGGCGGAGAAUGUUUUCUUGUGCCUGAAAAAUAGUAAAAAUAUUGGUUUAUUCCAUUUCUUAGUGGUUAUUCUUAUAUUAUCGAGAUCAAGAUUAUGUUCGGUGUAACAAACUGUCUCUACAUUUUUGCUUCUAAAUUACCCAAGAAAUAGCCAGGGCUACCAUCCACUGGCAAUGUGAAAUUUAAUCAAAGGUCAACAAAGUAGAUGCGAACACUACAAUUAUAUAAUACGCUGCAUACAAUGGUUAGUGGUUAAUGGUUAAAAGCAAAAUAAAUGUACCAGACAUCUAAGGUCAUAUAGCUCUAUCGGAAAGUAUAGUAAAAGUGGUGACGGGUGAUAGUUGCUAUGCCUCAACUAUCUAAAUCUUGAAAGGUUAAAGAUGGGUAAAUGAGUUUAGUGAAUGGGUUAUUGUGGUUUACGUAAAGGAAUUUGAUCAAGUGAAGGAUAUGUAAGUGUCUGAGAAAGCAGAACAGGUUGUCAAAGCAGAAAGUAGAUAAUGGAUGGAUUAUAAGAAGAAAGGAUAACCCUGCAUACAAAAGAAAUACUAAAAUCACACUUGCUGAAGAAAUUAGUGAUCUCGAUUGCCAAAAGUGUCCAGUCUACUUCAUCAGCAACAGCAGGUGAAAGUAGUUUCUUCAGAACAUUCAAACAUCAAUUCACACAUUUCAUUUCAGGUAUAUCAACCAAUGAAAGCUGAGGGAGGCAGUGUAGAAUUCUUUAUUGAUUGGCUACUUGUUACAAAAAAGUCACACUUUAUCCUGUCUCUGUCAAGCUUGUUUCUUUUUUUCUCCAAACUUGAUAUGCUAAAAAAAAGAAAAAAAAGAAAAAUAGUGUUGCUUUAAUAGUCAGACUGCAGCUGGUUAACUUCAAACUUCCCUAUACUACUGAAUCACCAACAAAACACAAACAACCCAACCCUAUGACUGACCAUUCCGUUCUGUGUUUCUAUUUUUCGUGAUAUAUGCUUACACCUCACUGCUCUUUUUUUUUCUUUGAUAUAUACAUCCGUGGACUAAAAUAUAGACGUCGAUGUAGUAAUCUCUGUGUAAUCUCAAACCACAUUAUUCUGUAAGAAAUCAUAAAAAUCCUUCAUUUAAAAAUACCAGUAAUACCUUGGAUGGAUCAGUAAUCUGACUAAUAAUCACUGUUACCAAAAAAAAAAAAAAAAAAAAAAAAAAUACUGCU
Messenger RNA from Penaeus vannamei (Pacific white shrimp), 2531 nucleotides. RefSeq lists its product as uncharacterized. NCBI's taxonomy places the organism in Eukaryota, Metazoa, Arthropoda, Malacostraca, Decapoda, Penaeidae. The record is from RefSeq and is a predicted model, not a curated record.